Alnus glutinosa is the source of this 647-nucleotide messenger RNA. RefSeq lists its product as uncharacterized. Bases 39 to 416 code for a protein of 125 amino acids. NCBI's taxonomy places the organism in Eukaryota, Viridiplantae, Streptophyta, Magnoliopsida, Fagales, Betulaceae. The record is from RefSeq and is a predicted model, not a curated record. The transcript has 6 exons.
UCUUGAGUGAUUCUCUAUACAGAUUCUGGAAGGGCAAAAUGGCUGGUAAUAAAGCUGACAUUGCGAGCCUUAUCAAGCAAUUGCAAUUGAAUUUUGCGGCGACAACGAUCGAGAAAGACAAGAUUCGUCCUGAGAAUCAGAAGACUUUUGAGAAGAAACUCAAAGAGUGGAAUAAGCGGUUGAAAGAGACGAUCCAAGAGAUGGGUCAACUGAGUUCUGAGCUUAAUGACAAGAAGGACAAAAAGCAGGUAGUUAAUUAUGCAAAUAGACAUGCUGUUCCAGACCUUACUGGGGGAAGUGGAGAUGCGACAGAGAACUUAAACGCGUGGAAGUCUCUGUUGGAAAUGAUCAACAAACUGAUAGAAACCGCCAUCGCUGACCAGAGCAAGAAAUCUUCUGGUUCUUCUUCUGGAUAAGUAAGGAAUGCAAAGGCAUGAGGACUAUCUCCAAGAGUCCUAGGAACAAACAAGCAACGGCUAGCUGGAGGAUGAUUCCUAUAUAUUUCUGUUAGUAAAGAAUAAAGAGAUACUAUGUUAUCUCAAACUCGUUUUAUCUUUAUCAGUAUCACGUAUUAAUGCAUGGUAAGCCCGCUAUAAAGCUUGUUGCCUGAGGAAUAAAGAUAUUUGGAGAAUUAUGUUGGAUUUUAA